UCACAGUUGUUUGUACAGUUCGCGAAAUUAUCAGAUUGGCAAAUUUUCCCGGCGCCAGAUUUUUCCAAUUUACCGAAGCCAAUUUAAUUGCCGGCAUUUUCCCAUCUCAUCCAGUCGCAAAGUAUCGUUGAGAAGCGCUUCAAAAUGAUGAAAUUCGUGCAAAUAUUAUUGUGCUACGGCCUGCUCCUCACUGUGCUCUUUGCCCUCAGCGAUGCUCGACCUUCAGCUGCUGGCGAAGCUGGACCCGAUUCGGAUGGACUGGACGGACAGGAGGCUGAGGACGUUCGUGGGGCCUACGGAGGAGGCUAUGAAAUGCCAGCCCAGGCCAUCUACCCAAACAUUCCCAUGGACCGACUGCAGAUGCUCUUCGCUCAGUACAGACCCACUUACAGCGCCUACUUGAGAAGCCCCUCCUACGGCAAUGUGAACGAACUUUACCGGCUGCCCGAGAGCAAACGUCAAGUCAGAUAUCGGCAGUGCUACUUCAAUCCCAUCUCCUGCUUUAGGAAGUAAGUUCCCAGCCAGCAGAUUGAUUGUCCGCAACCAACAGGCUCUUGGAUACAUUAACAAUUCAAGCAUUUCAACAAACCAAAAAUGAAGUUUAGCAUUAUGGAUCACCACAAAUGUAACGCAAAUAUUUAGUGCAAUUAAACUAAAGCUAAGACUCAGCUAUAUCCAAAUCUAUAUAUAUAUAUACAUAUAUGUGUACACAGAAAUCCAAAUAAGUUACUUAACUAUUUAAAUGUCUAAAAAUGAAUGAAAACAUGUUCCAUUGUAGUUACCAAAAAUAAUAAAUUAUGUAUUUAUUUGAAUAUUAGCACAAAUGUUAAAGAUUAUACUAUUUCGUUUCUUGAUUUUUGCUUUGCAUAUGGUGUGGUAAAAUAAAAUUCAAUGCUUCCCCAAGCUAUUCAAAACGUAUUCGAAAUAAAAAUGUGCUUUUGUAAAUUUAAGUGUUCCAGCUCUUGUAUAAUAAAACAAAAUAUAAAAUAACAAAACUUAGAAUGCGAACUUGGAGUCAUUUAAUACCUACAAAACACUAUACAUGUAAAAUAAACCUCUAAACUAAAGUUAUAAUUAUAUACGUAUGAAAUAAA
Messenger RNA from Drosophila elegans, 1094 nucleotides. RefSeq lists its product as uncharacterized. The record is from RefSeq and is a predicted model, not a curated record. The coding region runs from base 145 to 513 and encodes 122 amino acids. NCBI's taxonomy places the organism in Eukaryota, Metazoa, Arthropoda, Insecta, Diptera, Drosophilidae. The transcript is spliced from 4 exons.